ACGGGGACGUAAGCGUUGUUGUUGUGGAAGAAAACGAUUGAACCUGAUAGUGUAGACGGGGAGCGUUUUUAGACGAAAAUGCUGGUUUCAAAUUUAUCUGGAUUAGUGUAGACGUAGUAGAGAGUUAAAUGCAGAGCCGCGAGUUUAAAUAAAAAUAAUGAUACUGAUUCGUGUAUGUCUCUAAUUCGUGAGGACGAUGUGCUCUGUGUGUGUCACGUGAUCUUGAUCCUAACGUCCUAAGUCCGAGGAUCCAUGUAAGAGUUGGCGGAGACGGUAAUUCUGAUAAUUCUGAUGAAAGUCUCCAGUGUUCUCAGCCUCACAUGUCAUCAAGCAGAGUAUCAGAUAGGAAAUGAAUGCUGUCCGAAGUGCCUUGCAGGGAGUCGAGUGAAAAUGCACUGUAAUGAGUAUAGAAGUACGUCAUGUCUGCCAUGCAUGGAUGGAACCUUCACUGAUCAACCUAAUGGCCUGGAGCGAUGUAUUCCCUGUACAAACUGUGACUCAGCUCUUGGUCUGAGGGUAAACAAGCAGUGUACAACAACAUCAGAUACAGUCUGUGAACCACUGGAGGGAUUCCACUGUGUUUCUUUUGUAAGACUCAGCUGUGACAUAGCGCAGAAACACAAACGCUGUAAACCAGGACAGUACAUCAGUCAGAAAGGAACCGCCUCCACAGACACUGAGUGCUCUGACUGCAGCAGUGGAACAUUUUCAAAUGGAACAUUUCACUCCUGUCAGCCACACACACAAUGUCACCUAUUCAACCUUCAGCUGGUAACAGCAGGCACAUCUGCAGCUGACGCUCAGUGUGGAGAACACAGUUUUAAUGUGGGAGCAGCUGUUGGUGGAGCUGUGUGUGUUUUAAUUGUAAUUACUGGAGGAGGGGGAUUAUUAUUAUGGCACUUAAAAAAGAGGGCUCCGUCUAACAGACCACCAAUCAAAGAACAAGGCACAGAUGGGGAGCGUUUAGCGAUGGCAUCAUCAGAAGGUGAUAAAAGAGCAAAUGCAGACCAUAAUGAAGGAAUCCCUCUGUGAGCCAUCUACUUCUUUCUGUGCUGUUUCAUGUGUUGUGGAGAAAAAAGUGAUCCAGCUACCUCAUAAAACACUGUAGCAGACUUGCAUCACAUCCUCCCUCCACCACCAGUCCACCAAUACUAUGAUGAUCUUUUGUGGGGCCAUCUUAAAAGAUAUAAAACACAUAAACAAUUACAAGAACUUAUGUACUGGUCUGAAAUGAGUCUGAAUGUGUACAACGCAGUUGUACAAACUGUAGAGAUUACCUGGAAAGCUCCAACAAACUUUGUUCAGCAGGCCUGCAGAAGUCCUAGGAGAAAACCUCAUGGGACCCCUUACCUACAGUGUCGGUGGAAACCUGUAUUUAAUAGUCUUAACAGGCUGGAGGGGACUGUUAUCGCUUUAUAAAGUGUCAGCAGAAACCAAAGCUCACAUCCUAACCAGAGAAAUACUCCCCUGCUGGGUUAUACCAGCUUACAUCCUCUUAGACCGGGACCAACUGUUCAUAUCCUCGGAGUCUAAAGAAUCCUGCAGACUGUGGAAUCUUCAGCUGAAUCCUCCAUGUCAUCCUGAAACCAAACUGACUGAAAGUGUUGUUCCUCUGGGGUCAGAUCUUCAUGAAGCAGUCAGGUUCUUUGUGAGUCUAUUCUGUGCAGCAGCAGAGAGAGAGAGCAGCAGACAGGAGAGACGAUACUGGAGCUGUUAUCAUCAGUGUGCACAUACAAACGUUCCCUGUUUAUGAGAUAUACAUGGGAUAUUAUUAUAGGAAAUAUCAGUGACUUCCUGCUGGAUCUGUACUCUGAUGUGAAGAACUGUGAAACUAGAACAGGCUUGAGUGUCCUUCCAUCAUUACAGUCAGUUUUACAAUCAGUUCCUGCAGUCUGGUUCAUAAAGCUCUCAGAGAGAAAGACCUCCAUCCUCCUGGAAGUGCUGAAACUCCAACCAGAGAAGAAACAAGUGGAGCUGAAACUUUGCAUGAUAUAUGGAAGAAAAACACAAAACUGGAUCUGCUGAUAGCUUCAUCAUUCCCUGCAGUUCAGAUCCUGCACUUCUUACAGUGACACCUUUACCUAAAAACACUCAAUAAUAACAAAAUGUUUUUUAUGCUUCUUAUUAAAACCUGACUUGAUUACAAAGACUUGAUCAGGUCUGAACCUUUCCCCUUAACCAGCAGCAGCAGUGCUGUGAUUUCUGAGAAAUAUAAAAACUGUUGCAAUUGUAAAACUUUACUACUUUACUUCUGUCAGUCUGUCCCAGGGCAGCUGUGGCUACAACUGUAGCUUGCCUCCACCAGUGUGUGAAUGUGUGUGUGUGAAUGGGUGGAUGACUGGGUGUGUAAAGCGCUUUGGGGUCCCUAGGCGGGACUAGUAAAAGCGCUAUACAAAUACAGGCCAUUUACCAUUUACUUAACAACUUUGUGACUUGUAAAUGUUUAGGUUUAAUAAAUAAUUGUGUAUCUCCUCCUGUAUUACUGAUCGCUAUAUACAUAUACAGUAUACAUAUAUACUGCUUGCCUCCUCCCAGACUGAGACGUGACUUCCUGGAAAAAAUUGCUGAACUUUUCUCCAAAAUGACAACAUUUGACUGCAUUUAGGUGAUUUUAACACGCACACUGACAGUAACAGCUCUGACAACGGACAAUUCACCACUUUAUUAACAUGUUUUAAUUUUAAGCAGCAUGUGACAGAACCCAGCCAAACAACAGGUCACAGCCUCGAUCUGAUUGUUUCCAGAGGCCUCAGUGUCCCACUUACAAAUGUUUUACACGUCUCGCAUCAUUAUUUCAUAUUUUCAGAAAUGUUCUUCUUCUGUCAAAACAAAUACAAACAGAUUUAUCAGUAAGAGUCAUGUCAGUGCCAGCACAGCUAACACAUUCACCUGUGAGUGUUCAGGUUUCAUUAGCAUUAUUGUUUUUAUAUGAUGAAAUGAUCGGCAACCGCUCCAAUACAAGUUCUCUAAUUAUAUUGUUCCUAUUAUUUCCUAUUUAUUGUUGAUAUGGCAACAUAUUAAUGUAUGUAGAACAACAAAAGCAGCCUGGAUGUGAUUUAUGAAUAACUGAUUUCUUGUUUUGUUUCUGACAAAUGCGCCGUUUUUGCUUUUGUUGCAUGAACAAACUGGUUAUGUGUUAGGUUAGUGUGAGCUUUGACUUCACUUCCAUCCUGCGUGUGCUUUGGAUGUAUCUGAGCUGACAAAGGUCCAAUCUUGCAUGUCAGGGCAGAAAGGAUUCAUUUACAUACUUGGGUUUAUUGAACAGUCACAGUUUGUGAAAGUGUUUCUCUCCUCAGUGUGGAGCAGACACAGUGGACAGGAAUGCAUCCAGCUGUGUUUCCUGCAUCCUCCAGUCUGGAUCGUCCUGCAGUCACAGUGAAGGUGUUCAAUCCACAGUCUGCAGCACAGAACUGAAUGAAGCACAAGCUUGAAGAAAUUCAAUGAAGAGUUUAUGUUUAUAAUGCUGUGAGUGUGAAUGCUUGUCUGUCUGUGUGAGUUAACCCUGUAACAGACUGCCAACCUGUCCACGUGUUACUCCACAGAGUAACUCUGGUGAACAGAGCAGAGUGGAUGGGUUAGUCUGUUUUUCAUCUUGUCGUGAUCAAAACGAUGUACCAUUAAACAUGAAUGUGUUUACUGUC
Haplochromis burtoni (Burton's mouthbrooder) is the source of this 3641-nucleotide messenger RNA. Its product is annotated as tumor necrosis factor receptor superfamily member 14. Gene Ontology annotation, biological process: positive regulation of T cell migration; apoptotic process; negative regulation of alpha-beta T cell proliferation. The record is from RefSeq and is a predicted model, not a curated record. NCBI's taxonomy places the organism in Eukaryota, Metazoa, Chordata, Actinopteri, Cichliformes, Cichlidae. Gene Ontology annotation, cellular component: membrane; external side of plasma membrane. Gene Ontology annotation, molecular function: protein binding; transmembrane signaling receptor activity.